Molecule: messenger RNA, 1815 nt
Organism: Sycon ciliatum
Lineage: Eukaryota; Metazoa; Porifera; Calcarea; Leucosolenida; Sycettidae
Exons: 7
Coding region: 364-1272 (302 amino acids)
Biological process (GO): protein targeting to membrane; peptidyl-L-cysteine S-palmitoylation
Cellular component (GO): endoplasmic reticulum; Golgi apparatus
Molecular function (GO): protein-cysteine S-palmitoyltransferase activity
Source: RefSeq, a predicted model, not a curated record
CAAGGCUUCAUUUGUUUGUGCUGCUGCAAGACUUUUACAGUGUGAUUCCAAUUUCCAGACAGAAAGAUGCGGUGUUGUGGAUGACUGAUCUCACCCGGCCGUGUGUUAGCAGCUGCCUGAUUUCUCGACUCGUUUGGAUCCUUGUCGUGAACUAGUCACCUGGUCAUGUUGCGAUUUUGAUUUCUUCACACACUUCCCAUUGAACAUAAUUGUUUAGUAGCCAGGCAAUAGUGCUAGUGUAGGAAGGUAAAGCUUUCCAGAAGUAGGCAUUUUGCAAUACAUUCUGCAGUUACCGGUACUGUUACUGACGUAGAUAAACGGUACAUAAUCGUGGUGCCGCGAGAGAAAAACAAGCGGAUAAUUAUGGCGAUGAACUGCAAUCCACUGGUGUGGAUAUCAACUUUCUUCCACAAAGGCAACAGGUUUCGAACUCAGCUGUUCGUCAUGAUGGUUAGCGCAUUCUUCUACUAUGAGGAGUUGAAAGGAGCGUACAUUGUCCUGCAUUACGGAUACUGGAGAGCACCGUGGCUGUUCAUACUGUUUGGUCUGGGGUUUUUUGUUACCUUUGUAGCUGCGAUACUCGCUCAUGCCCGUCUUCUGCUGUUUGUCGGACCUGGCCAUGUCUUUCCGUCACAGACUCUCCCAAGCUCAGUUACCGUCUGGGAUGACUGUAAAGUGUGCCUUGCCCGACGACCGCUAGGAGCACACCACUGUCGGAUCUGUGACGUAUGCGUGCUGCGCAGAGAUCACCACUGUCCAUGGAUCAAUAACUGUGUAGGACUGGGCAACCAGUGGCUGUUCCUGCUGUUUUCGUGUUACGUAUCCAUUGGCAGCACGUUCCUGUGCAUGUUCCUAAUGGAGCAUCUCCUGACACAAAGCUGUGCUACGUGUCCACAUCCAGAGACACGUACGAGUGCUGCUGUGAGCUUCAUAGUGGUAUUCUUCUGCGUCAUCUCUUCACUUGGUGUCAACAGAGGGCAGCUUGUUGCCCUAUCAAUAAGAGCCAGUGAGUUCAGGCAGGAGCUCAACGCACAGGAUGUGGAGGCUGAGCUGGCAACCAACGCUGCAGACGACCCAGAGCAGCAGCGCCCCGUGGAGGAGAAGUCGAAGAAAGCCGAAUAUCGGGAUGGAAUGAUCUUGGAAAUGAGAGCGUGGAAACGGACACUGGCUGAGAUCCGUGGCGGCCAUCUGGUGGGCGUCAAAGCUGUGAUUGCAUUGACACCGUUCUGGCUACGGCCAAGUGCCAUGUUCGAAAUGGUUGCUUCGGUGUAGCAGACGGUGCUGUGCGUACUCCUUCGGUCUACUCUCAUUCUGCUGGGCUCUGUGUACUAGCACCCUGUGUGUGUGUGUGUGUGUGUGUGUGUGUGUGCGUGCGUGUGUGUGCCUUUUUUGUCUGUUUGCUUGGUGUACUUCAAAAUAGUUACUUCAAGUACGGACGGUAUAACUUAACUUUAGAGGCAAUUCUAACUGAAUUAGUGCCUUCCUAUAAAUAUCAAUCUUUCCCGUCUCAACGCCCUCCAACUAAUGAAUAUUCUUGCCGUUGUUUUUUUAGCCCCCCCCCCCCCGUCCCUUUUGAAGACAUUUUUACCCCGCUCUUUUCCAGUCACCUGAAGCUCCGCUGUCUCUAAUAACAACAGCCUUGAAUUUGAUAUAUAUUUCCGCAGAUAUAUGAGACCAGCGCCACUAAUAGGUUUCUUUUUUUUUUGGAUAAAUAUUUGAUCAUGAGAUGUCCCUGUGAAUGUUUUACGGAUGUGUAUUUACAUGACAGCCUAGCCGGUUGUUGGUGUACGUUGGCACACUAACAUACUGUACUGA